AUGGGGGUGCUGGCUUCCAACUCAACAGGGACACUAGGGAUGGAGGGCGCUGUCCGCAGGACGCUGAAUUCGGCUGGAGGGGGUAGGGGGCAUCGGCCCGUGCGUGAGCGGGAGGGCGCAGAAAACCACGUUCCAACCCCGGGAGGCAUUACUAGGAGGGAGAGUUGGAGUUGGCUGCGGGCCCGCGGCCGCCUGCGGACGGGGCUGCCGACACCAGGGGGCAGCACCGACCUGGGGCCGCGGGCAGAGACGCGAACCGGAGGAAGGUGGCUGCGAAGGACUGGCCGGGCGGCCUCGUCGCAGCUGCAUUCUGGGCGCGUCGUUGCUGCAACAACACGGCCCAGGCGCCCCGCGUACCCGCUGCUCCAGUGCCCCAAGGCCUCCUUAACCCUUCAGGGCCUGGCACCAGGGGCCCUGGACGGCAAGGCUGCCGGCACUCGGGCCUGUGAGGAGGGCGUGUGUGGGGACCGCGUUUCCUCCCCCGUUAAUCAGAGUCUUCCGAGCCCUCAAGCCAUUCCUGCCCCCACUCCUCCGCUGCUGCGAUCUCGAGCCGGAGCGGCCGCUCCUGCCCUGCCGAAGGGCGCGGAGCCCGGGGGCACCUCACCAGCGCACCGCCAGCUCCGGCGCGGGGCAUUCCCGGGGACGGGAGGGGCGCGAUCGGCCUUGCGCUCCCCAGGACGCCUCCGCAGAACUACCGGGCUGGAGGCCCCGACCCCCCACUUCCUGGCUGUGGGACGGCCCCUAGAGGGACAGAGCCUCAAGGAGCUUGAUUUAAACUCUGAGCCUGCCUUCCUCCGCUUUGGGAAGGACUCAAACUCCAAUCCUGCUUCCUCUCCCUCCUGCGCCGUCCUUGACCCCAAAGUUCGGGGCACCAGCCGGCAAGCAGGGUCCCGAAAAAGUCGGAGCGCUCCGUGCUCUCUGGACUGGGCGGCGGCGGAGGGGAGUCCCGUGGGCAAAGGGGAGGGAGUCGGAGCCCCGGGUCCUCUCUGGGCACUCUCCCGGGAGCGCCUUCAGGAGUGGAGGCUGACCCACUCCGGAAGCACCGGAUUUCCAGAGCCGGAGGCCACCCCUGUUUUCCCUGUCCCUCCUCUUGGCGCCGGGAGCGAACCUGGAGCCCGCUCAGUCCGCGGGCCGCGGCAACUCCCCAAAUGCCCACGAGAUGGCGCUCCAGGCCAGGGGCCGGCUGUGGCCGGACCGCGCACCCUGGGCUAGAGCCGGAGCUGGACAGAGGGACCCCCGGUGAGAUGGGCACAGAGACGGAACCACGGGCUGACGUAGAUCCAGGCCCAGAGACCGGCCAAGGCAGCCGAGGACCGAGGGGUUCCGGACCGGGGCUGCGAACACAUGAAUGGGGCCGCCUCCCCUUUUCCUUGGGGCUGCCCUGCAGUGUCAACUCCCCGACCUGAGAGGCCCAGUUGCAAACACCGGCCCGUCGUCUUCUGUGUGUCUGGCUGGGCUGGGGCCCUCGCGAUCCCUCUCGGGGCAGGGAGGCCACCUUCCUCCAGUCUUCCGGGCCUCUCAGAAGCGGAGCUAUGGCAGGGAUGGGAUCCAUGAACAGCUCUGGCCAGCGGGAGCCUGGGGGCCCCCUCGACGGUGGGGGUGGAAAGUUGAGACCGCUCUGGAGUCGGCCAGGAUCCAGUGCUCCUCCCACCGAAAGGUCCGCCUCCGCUGCUACCUGCGGGUCCUCACCUCCCUCGCCGGGUCUUCAGGGUCAAGGGCGGGGCGUGCAGGAUGGGCCUUGUGAAGCUGCUCACCUAAGAUCCUGACUCCAUACGCCCGGGUGCCAGAGGCUUUGGGUCUGUGUUAUCCCAGCGGGAGGUGGUGGGGAAUGGGAGGAUCGGGGGUCAGCCUGACAAUCUCUCCCUUGGAUUAAAAGCCACCAAGGUUUGGGGUCAGGUUUGA
Molecule: messenger RNA, 1902 nt
Organism: Lemur catta (Ring-tailed lemur)
Lineage: Eukaryota; Metazoa; Chordata; Mammalia; Primates; Lemuridae
Product: striated muscle-specific serine/threonine-protein kinase-like
Source: RefSeq, a predicted model, not a curated record